Molecule: messenger RNA, 1188 nt
Organism: Wyeomyia smithii (pitcher-plant mosquito)
Lineage: Eukaryota; Metazoa; Arthropoda; Insecta; Diptera; Culicidae
Exons: 1
Coding region: 171-764 (197 amino acids)
Biological process (GO): transcription by RNA polymerase III
Cellular component (GO): transcription factor TFIIIC complex
Source: RefSeq, a predicted model, not a curated record
UUCAGAAAUGUUUUUGUUUGUUUUACAUGGUUCCUGAUCCGCAAAUACCCGGUGUUGUUUUUUGAUAGUUAAAAAUACCAAAAUUAUCAUAACUGAACGAUUAUUUUGAACAAAAGUAAUACGCAGAAUAUACAAACACUAAAGGUACUAUUAAACUAAACGAAACAGCAAUGGAUCACAGUGAUGACGAUGAGUACAUCGAAGAGGAAAUGUUACUGUUUGUGGAUUUCGAUAAGUUUAUCUCUCAAGACGAACUCACCGAUAGCAAUGUAAAGAUAAAAUUCGUAGGAAUAGAAACGGAGACUCCGAUUAUCCAGGUCAAUAAUGACGUCUACCAAGGUUCAUACGAUUUUGCCUUAGGAACGAACGUGUUUUUAGAGGAAGACACCGAAGCUAAAAAGUCGAUUGAUCCUUUAUACAGUCCGGAUCCGGCGAGGGUAUUCAAGUACUCCGGCCAAAGCAACAAGGUUCUCAAGAUGCAACGGAUAUUCGUCACACCAAAAACGGAAGUGGUCAACGUAAAAAACGAACCUGGAUCUGGACAGGAAACCGAUCAGUAUAGGGAGAAAGAACGUUACUUGGUGACUCGGACGUACGAAGAGGCUUUGAAUUUGCACCUUCCCGAGGGACAAUAUCCACCGCGGAGCAUCGAACCGGAGAAUAACUGCGAGCAGGUGGUCCUCCGAACCAGGCGGAUGCUAGCCGGUAGUCCCAGUUUGAGUGAUUGUGGCGAUGAUCCUGCGGAUGCGGAUUACGUCCCUUGAAAGGAACGUGGUGUGAUUCUUUGUUAGUGUUAGCGUAAAGUAUUUCAAACUUAAGGAAGUUACAAAUUCGACCUACAAAUAUAGUUAGAGUAAUCUUAUAAUAAUAGUUUCUAUGUUAUUUUUGAAAGAGUCCUUGAUAUUGUAAAAUCGUUCAGUUAUUGUAAAUUAUUGAAUGACAAUGGAAUUUGUGAUAAACAGAAUCAAUAAACCUUCAGGACGCUUUGCUUUAUCCUUUGAAGCUUCUGGCUAUGAGUAUAUUUAGACCAAGCAGGCUUUUCUUUUUUUAUUUGACGUUCGUUAAAUUGUAUAAUUUGCUGCAAUCAAAUUUCAGCUGGAACACUCGAUUUACAUGUUUUGUCGGUGGUUUUUCUUCCUGACAAAUGAGGUUUUAAAAUAUAAACUGAAACGAUAAAAAAAAAAAUAA